AUGUCUGGGAUCGCGGCGAAUUUGGAUUGCGACGACUGCAAAUUUCCCGUUCAUGUGGCCAACGGGACCGAGGUGCACGCGCACUCCACCAUGGAUGCGGACGACGAACUUCUGAGCUACAUCUGGACGGAGUACUUGCACCCCAAGGAGUACGAGUGGGUUUUGAUCGUGGCUUAUAUCGUCGUGUUCUUCGUCUCACUGAUCGGAAACUCUCUUGUUUGUUUUGCAGUGUGGAAGAAUCGUCACAUGCGCACGGUGACCAACUAUUUUAUAGUGAAUCUUUCUUUCGCCGAUGUGAUGGUCACCAUCAUCUGCCUGCCUGCGAGCCUCGUGGUCGACAUCACAGAGACGUGGUUCUUUGGGAACACACUUUGCAAAGUUGUCCCUUAUCUUCAGACCAUCUCCGUGUCUGUAUCAGUUCUAACGCUGAGCUGCAUUGCCCAGGAUCGUUGGUAUGCUAUCUGUCAUCCGCUAAUGUUCAAGAGCACAGCCAAGAGGGCUCGCAAGAGCAUCGUUGCCAUCUGGGUGGUGUCGUGCAUCAUCAUGAUCCCUCAGGCCGUUGUGAUGGAGUGCAGCAGCUUGCUACCUGAACUUACAAAUAAGACCAGCCUGUUCACAGUGUGUGACGAACACUGGGGAGCUGAGAUCUACCCAAAAGUGUACCACACCGGAUUCUUCAUCGUCACGUACAUCGCUCCGUUAUGCCUCAUGGUCCUGGCAUACAUUCAGAUAUGUCACAAGCUGUGGUGUCAACAGAUUCCUGGGAGCACAUCAGUGAUGCAGAGGAAGUGGAGGACUCUAAGGUGCUCGGCUCAGACCGCAGGACUGGGGGAACCUGUGAGGGUCAGGACCAGCACGGUUUGCGCUGAGAUCAAACAAGUCCGAGCCAGGCGUAAAACAGCUCGCAUGCUGAUGGUGGUGCUCUUCGUGUUUGCUCUGUGCUACUUACCAAUCAGCGUGCUCAACGUCAUGAAAAGAGUUUUCGGGACUUUCAAGAACACAAACGACCGGGAAACAGUGUACGCAUGGUUCACGUUCUCACACUGGCUCAUAUAUGCCAACAGUGCAGCAAAUCCCAUCAUCUAUAAUUUCCUUAGUGGAAAGUUCCGUGAUGAAUUCAAGUCGGCCUUUUCUUGCAGCUGUUGUGGUCAACGGCAAAAUCAACAAAAGAGGAUGAGGGCCAGAGCGAACACGGACAGCCGAAAGUCCCUGUCAACUCAAGUGAAUAACGUGGACAACCUGUCACGGUUAUCGGAUCAGAUCAUAUAG
Molecule: messenger RNA, 1269 nt
Organism: Nematolebias whitei (Rio pearlfish)
Lineage: Eukaryota; Metazoa; Chordata; Actinopteri; Cyprinodontiformes; Rivulidae
Gene: hcrtr2
Product: hypocretin (orexin) receptor 2
Exons: 7
Coding region: 1-1269 (422 amino acids)
Biological process (GO): G protein-coupled receptor signaling pathway; circadian sleep/wake cycle process; feeding behavior
Cellular component (GO): membrane
Molecular function (GO): orexin receptor activity
Source: RefSeq, a predicted model, not a curated record